CCUCCUCACCUUCAAACAACACUUUGUUACAGAUCCAUUUCCAGUAUUAAUUUACGCAUAUAUCUAUCAAAUAAUCGACAGAUUCAGAGAUGGGGUUAACUGGUAAGCUGGUAGCUGCAAUAGAGUUCAAGGCUGGAGGAGACGUGUUUCAUGAGCUGUUCAGGCACAAGCCCCACCAUGUUUCCACAACCAGCCCUGGGAAAGUGCAAGGAUGUGAUUUGCAUGAGGGUGAGUUUGGGCAUGUUGGUUCCAUCAUUUGCUGGAAGUACACUCAUGACGGGAAAGAGAAAAUUGCGAAACAACUGAUUCAAACCAUCAACGAAGAGAAGAAGUUGAUCGAAUUCAAGAUGCUGGAAGGAGAUCUGAUGGAGGAAUACAAAACCUUCCUUAUAACACUGCACAUCGAGACUAAGGACGGCAUUGAUUUGGUUACAUGGACAUUGGAGUAUGAGAUGCUGAACGACGAUGUCGGGCACCCUAUCUCCUUGCUAUCCUUCAUCAUCGACCUCACUAAGGACAUCGAAACUCAUCACAUCAACAAACCCUAAAUUAGAUGGUUCCCUUCCUAAUGCGUGAAACCCUAAUCGAACAAUAUGUUAAUUAUGAACGGGAAUUGGUGUGUUAAUAAAGCCCUUUUUUCAGAAAGGCACCUACGAAUGCGUGUGUGUGUUAUGUACUAAUAAAGGAGAUGAGCUGCAUGCUUGCUCCAGGUGGUGGUGCCUGGGACCCUGUACUGUUCGUAUUUGUGGCGUGUAUGUGUAUUUGCAUGAGUCCAAAAUAAUAGGUUUUUAUUUCUAAUUACU
Messenger RNA from Sesamum indicum (sesame), 803 nucleotides. The record is from RefSeq and is a predicted model, not a curated record. Lineage: Eukaryota; Viridiplantae; Streptophyta; Magnoliopsida; Lamiales; Pedaliaceae.